UUGCCUUUUAAAAGAAAUGCCACCCACAUUCAGAGACACAAGUGCAGCAGUUUGGGAAGAUGGCGAGUUGGAAGAAGGUGAACUGGAAGAUGAUGGGGCCGAGGAAACCCAGGAUACCUCAGGAGGGCCGGAGAGGAGUCGGAAGGAAAAGGGGGAGAAGCACCACAGUGAUUCUGAUGAGGAGAAGUCUCACCGGAGACUGAAGCGGAAGCGGAAGAAAGAGCGGGAGAAGGAGAAGAGGCGGUCGAAGAAGAGGAGGAAAUCCAAGCACAAACGCCACGCUUCCUCCAGCGAUGACUUCUCGGACUUCUCAGACGAGUCGGACUUCAGCCCCAGCGAGAAGGGGCACCGCAAGUACCGCGAGUACAGCCCCCCGUACGCUCCGUCCCACCAGCAGUACCCCCCGUCACACACCACAUCCCUGCCCAAGAAGGCCUACUCCAAGCUGGACAGCAAGGGCUACGGCAUGUACGAAGACUACGAGAACGAGCAGUACGGGGAGUACGAGGGCGACGAGGACGAUGACCUGGGCAAGGAUGACUACGACGACUUCACCAAGGAGCUGAACCAGUACAGACGUGCCAAGGAGGGCAGCAGCCGGGGCCGAGGCAGCCGGGGCCGGGGCCGGGGCUACCGGGGCCGAGGGAGCCGAGGAGGGUCUCGAGGCCGAGGCAUGGGCAGGGGAGGUCGAGGCCGUGGCAGAGGCUCCGUGGGAGGAGACCACCCGGAGGACGACGAUGACUUCUAUGAGGAGGAGAUGGAAUACGGAGAAAGUGAGGAGCCCCUGGGAGACGAGGAUUACGACGAAUAUUCCAAGGAGCUGAACCAGUACCGCCGCUCCAAAGAUGGCCGAGGACGAGGGCUCAGUCGGGGCCGAGGCCGGGGCUCCCGAGGUCGGGGGAAAGGCAUGGGCCGGGGCCGGGGCCGAGGUGGCCGGGGCGGAAUGAACAAAGGCGGCAUGAACGACGACGAGGACUUCUACGACGACGACAUGGGGGACGGCGGAAGCUACCGGAGGGGUGACCAUGAUAAGCCCCACCAGCAGUCCGACAAGAAGGGCAAAGUCAUCUGCAAGUACUUCGUGGAAGGACGGUGCACAUGGGGAGACCACUGCAACUUCAGCCACGACAUCGAGCUACCAAAGAAGCGUGAACUGUGCAAGUUUUACAUCACCGGGUUCUGUGCCAGAGCCGAGAACUGCCCCUAUAUGCAUGGCGACUUCCCGUGCAAGCUGUACCACACUACGGGGAGCUGCAUCAAUGGGGACGACUGCAUGUUCUCCCACGACCCGCUGACUGAAGAGACUCGGGAGCUCUUGGAUAAGAUGUUGGCUGAUGAUGCGGAAGCGGGUGCCGAGGAUGAGAAGGAAGUGGAGGAGCUGAAGAAGCAGGGCAUCAACCCCCUGCCCAAGCCACCCCCUGGCGUGGGCCUCCUGCCUACCCCUCCUCGGCCCCCUGGCCCCCAGGCCCCAACCUCUCCCAAUGGCCGGCCUAUGCAGGGUGGCCCCCCACCACCCCCGCCGCCGCCGCCACCACCUCCCGGGCCCCCUCAGAUGCCCAUGCCAGUGCACGAGCCGCUGUCUCCACAGCAGCUGCAGCAGCAGCAGGACAUGUACAACAAGAAGAUCCCCUCCUUGUUUGAGAUCGUGGUCCGGCCCACCGGGCAGCUGGCUGAGAAGCUGGGUGUGAGGUUCCCCGGACCCGGUGGACCCCCGGGGCCUAUGGGCCCUGGGCCCAACAUGGGACCCCCAGGACCGAUGGGUGGCCCAAUGCAUCCUGACAUGCAUCCCGACAUGCACCCCGACAUGCAUCCCGACAUGCACCCCGACAUGCACCCUGACAUGCCGAUGGGCCCUGGCAUGAACCCUGGCCCACCCAUGGGACCCGGUGGCCCCCCAAUGAUGCCCUAUGGCCCUGGAGACUCCCCGCAUUCUGGAAUGAUGCCCCCCAUCCCGCCAGCCCAGAACUUCUAUGAGAACUUCUACCAGCAACAGGAGGGCAUGGAGGUGGAGCCCGGCCUCCUCGGGGACACAGAGGACUACGGGCACUACGAAGAGCUGCCGGGGGAGCCUGGGGAGCGCCUCUUCCCCGAGCACCCUCUGGAGCCCGACAGCUUCUCUGAGGGAGGUCCCCCAGGCCGGCCGAAGCCGGGCGCCGGUGUCCCCGACUUCCUGCCCUCGGCCCAGAGGGCCCUGUACCUGAGGAUCCAGCAGAAGCAGCAGGAGGAGGAGGAGAGAGCGAGGAGGCUGGCUGAGAGCAGCAAGCAGGACCGGGAGAAUGAGGAAGGUGACACCGGGAACUGGUACUCAAGCGACGAGGAUGAGGGUGGGAGCAGCGUCACCUCCAUCCUGAAGACCCUGAGGCAGCAGACGUCUAGUCGACCCCAGAUUUCUGUUGGAGAGCUGAGCAGCAGUGGGCUGGGGGACCCCCGCCUCCAGAAGGGACACCCCACAGGAGGCCGGUUGGCUGACCCCCGCCUCAGCCGGGACCCCAGACUCACCCGCCAUGCCGAGGCGUCCAGCGGCUCAGGCCCAGGAGACGUGGGGCCCUCUGACCCACGAUUGGCUCGCUCUCUGCCCCCCGCCAAGCCUGAAGGUGGCCUUCAUUCCAGCCCCGCCGGCCCCAGCAGCUCGAAGGGGUCUGGGCCACCCCCUGCAGAAGAGGAGGAAGGGGAGAGGGCCCUUCGGGAGAAGGCCGUCAGUAUCCCCCUGGAGCCCCUCCCCGGGCACCCGCUGCGCGACCCGCGGUCGCAGCUGCAGCAGUUCAGCCACAUCAAGAAGGACGUGACCCUGAGCAAGCCCACCUUUGCCCGCACUGUGCUCUGGAACCCCGAGGACCUGAUCCCCCUGCCCGUUCCCAAGCAGGACACGGUGCCCCCCGUCCCUGCGGCCCUGCAGUCACUGGCGGCCCUGGACCCCAGGCUGCACCGUGCCACCACCUCGGGCCCCCCCAACCCUCGGCAGCGCCCGGGUACCGCCGCAGACCCCAGCCCUGCCGGCUCCAGCCUGCCUGACUUUGAACUCCUUUCUCGAAUCCUCAAGACUGUCAAUGCCACCGGCUCCUCGGCGACUCCCGGUGACAAGCCCAGCGACCCCCGGGUACGGAAGGCCCCCACCGACCCUCGGCUACAAAAACCGGCAGACUCUGCUGCCUCCUCUCGGGCUGCUAAGCCAGGACCCAAUGACUCGCCCUCGCCAACCGCCAGCCCCAGCGGGGAGUCCUCCCCGCCAGCCACCGCCCCCUAUGACCCCCGAGUGCUGGCGGCCGGCGGGCUGGGCCAGGGCGGGGGCAGUGGGCAGAGCAGCGUGCUAAGUGGCAUCAGCUUGUACGACCCCAGGACUCCCAACGCUGGCGGCAAGGCUGCAGAGCCGGCAGCCGAGGCAGGCCCCCAGCCCAAGGGCGCCGAGGGCAACGGCAAGAGCGCAGGCCCCAAAGCCAAGGAGCCCCCCUUUGUCCGCAAAUCCGCCCUGGAGCAGCCUGACCCCGGGAAGGCCAGCGCAGAUGGGGGCGCGGGCACAGCCACAGACAGAUACAACAGUUACAACCGGCCCCGACCCAAGGCCACAGCCGCCCCGGCCACGGCCGCCGCCACGGGCACCCCGCCAGCAGAGGGCGCCCCGCCCCAACCUGGCGUGCACAACCUGCCCGUGCCCACCCUCUUCGGGACUGUGAAGCAGGCGCCCAAGACGGGUUCUGGAAGCCCCUUCGCUGGCAACAGCCCGGCCCAGGAGGGCGAGCAGGACGCGGGGUCCCUGAAAGAUGUUUUUAAAGGCUUUGACCCCACUGCCUCCCCCUUCUGCCAGUAGUGUUCGGUGGGUCACGCGCUCCCUGCACCUUCCUUUCCCAGGGCCAUAUUUAAGGGCAGCAGCAACCAGAGUUUGGGGACUUGGUGGGAGGAGCCUGGGUGUUCGUUCUUUCCUUUUUCUUUUCAGUUUUCCUUUCUCUUUUCUUUUUUAAAGUAGUACUGUCUUUGCAACAUCUAAAUUGUAUAUAACUGUCUUGGUUCUGGUUAGUGCUCCAGGCUCCCAGGCGCAAGUCCCCUGGGCUUCAGCCUGCCUGGGCCCUGCACUUGGGACUCCCUGGAGGCUGCGCCCAGCCUGGUGGCUGGGUGCCAGGCUUUCUGGGCAAGUUUGCCAGCCAGGCCCACUUCCACUUCCCCAGGACUAGAGAACUGGGCGCAGAGGAGCCCUGGACGCUGCACACCUGCAUGGCCCUGCCAGAGGCACUGCCCCACGGCAGGCAGCCCUGGAAGCAGGUGUGGCCAUGGGCAGGGGUGGUGCCAGCCGGCGGCAGGAAGCCUUGUACAGUCCUGUGGAGCCCUGUCAGGCUGCCAUCUCUGCUCUCCUGGGGCCUCCCUGCCAGCCUCUGUCCUGGUCCUCCUGAGGCUCGCCACUUCGGAGGACUUGGGAGAGGGACCUGGGGGGAGGGGGGGGUGGCGUGGGGUGUGUCCACCUGGAGCUGCCGCCAGGAGGGAGCCCCCUCACCCAGCCCUUCAUCCUCCAUCAGUAUUAGCUGUCCUGUCACGGCCAGGGGUCAUCCCCCCCCAGGGCCAGGACCUGUCCUGGCCCACAGUAGCCAGAGAGCCCCAGAGGCCCAGCCCCGCCUCAGUGGGGCCAGCUCAAGGAUCCGCGGUAUGGCCGCGCCACCAGGCACCCCCGGAGGGAGUCCUGGUGUGGUCUGGGCGUGUCUGUGUGUUCUGCGCGCCUCAGGCCUCCUCAAAUCCUAUGUUUAGAGCCCAUGUUUUGUUUCCUCCUUGGAGAGGGGGUAUAGCUUUCUUCCCAGCUGUCGGGCGCACAACCCAGUGGUGUGUCACGCUGUGGGAUUUAUGGACACCUUCCAGAGAGUGGACCUGAAAAGAGGGUGGGGCACGAUAGCCAGGACAUGGUGGGGGGCUCCUGGGUUCUCUCUGGGAGAGGCCCUGGGACCCCCACUGCUGGUGGGAGGUAUGGAACCAGGAGCUUGUGUCCUGCUCCCCUCGUCUGGCUGAGCCAGGAAGGAAGCCGACGACAGCCUGGGGGCCUCCAGCUCUGUCGAACCCUGCUGCGCUCCAGCCUGGCCUCAGGUGCACCCCACAGGCUUGGUCUGGAGAGACAGGCCCAGGGGGAGCUGGGGUGGGUGAGUCAGGGUCCUGGGGCAGCGCCGGCAGUUCCCCACCAGCCAUCUCCUGCCUUCUGGUCCCGCCACCCGCAUGCCUUGCGCGGAGCCCCAUCUCUUGCUAAUAAUGAGGCCACGGGCCUCCGCCCCCGCCGCCUCUGCGUGGCCGGUGAGCGAGGCUCCUUACCGCGCGCCCUCUGCCCCGACAGCUGUCCGGUGGCUUGGGGCGAGAGGCAGGGAGGCCGCCCGCAGUGCAGUGUGUCCUGGCGGGGUGAGGUUUGUCUCUUUUUGUUUUUUUUUGUUUUUUUUAAGCAAUCAUUAGUGAGAUUUUUCUUCAGCCACCCAGGACUGGCCUGGGAAUGGGCUGUGGCCUGGGUGUUUUUGUAAAGUGAGAACACGCACACGGUGGAUGGGUGGUUUUUUUUCCCCCCUCAUUUGCGAAUUUUCUUUUGUAAAAGAAAUUAAAUACUUUUUAAAAACUGAAAUCUGUGGAUGAACUAGAAGCUGGACACCCUCCUCUUGGAAUAUUCAGCCUAAGAACCCCAUGGCACUAUGAAUUCACCCAGAAUCUUCAUUUGCCAUCAGACCGAGCUUUUAAAGACAAAAU
This is a messenger RNA of Condylura cristata (star-nosed mole), 5700 nucleotides long. RefSeq names its product zinc finger CCCH-type containing 4 (gene ZC3H4). Gene Ontology annotation, biological process: negative regulation of DNA-templated transcription. The record is from RefSeq and is a predicted model, not a curated record. NCBI's taxonomy places the organism in Eukaryota, Metazoa, Chordata, Mammalia, Eulipotyphla, Talpidae. Bases 17 to 3805 code for a protein of 1262 amino acids. Gene Ontology annotation, molecular function: RNA binding; metal ion binding. Gene Ontology annotation, cellular component: nucleus. The transcript has 14 exons.